Molecule: messenger RNA, 3396 nt
Organism: Diachasmimorpha longicaudata
Lineage: Eukaryota; Metazoa; Arthropoda; Insecta; Hymenoptera; Braconidae
Gene: aop
Product: ets DNA-binding protein pokkuri
Exons: 5
Coding region: 726-2129 (467 amino acids)
Biological process (GO): regulation of transcription by RNA polymerase II; cell differentiation
Cellular component (GO): nucleus
Molecular function (GO): DNA-binding transcription factor activity, RNA polymerase II-specific; sequence-specific DNA binding
Source: RefSeq, a predicted model, not a curated record
AAGGCCUGCCUCGAGAGUUUCAAGUGACGAUAUACAAAGAAUUUUCAGUCGCUCGUCAGCCACAGUACGUGACGGUGCUGUUUACAUUUACGGUGCCGUCCCUGUUUAUUUUCCACCCUCUGAUUAAUAACCCCCACCGACCAGUCCGACCACCCCCACCCCCCCAAUCCCCUCGUCGGUAUACAAGACACGAAAACAAUAGCAGUGGAAGUGGAUAAACGAGCGAAUGUACAAACAAUCAAGAUGCUCAGAUGAAAACAGUGAGUGAUGAUGAGGACUAGUGUAUCAAUACCGAGGGAUACGAUACAUUGAACUAUUGAUUUAUUGAACCAUCGACUGUGAUAGGUAUCGUAAUUGAGGAGAGUUAAUAGGGCCGAGUUUAGUCACGUGAGACUGGAGAUUUGUCAGUGAUUUUUGGUCAUAAUUUUUAUUGGGAACUUUCGCCAGUUCCGUGUGUUAUCAGACGUACGAUUAUUUUCACCGAAAAUAACGUGCCCCCUCGGAGUCAAUCCCCCUCCUGGGAGCCCCUCUGUACUCUCCUAACCCCCCCGCCGACAGUUGUUGGGUUAUACAUUUGGAGGGAUUGACCAAUGAACAGUGGUAAAGUGCAAGUUAUAUCGCGAGGAACGACGAGACGGCAGCCAGUGACACUCAUUCUUGGAUUUUAGAGGAAUUUAACUGAAGCUGGUCGAGCACGUGCUGAUACCUGCGACUACAUAAGUGUUAUGAAACUAGUGCCGACGAUCCAAUUGCCGCAACUACCGCCAGUCACCGCCGCUGGCGGCAUGACGGGAAUGGACUCACGUCUCCCACCAGGGAUAUCCCUGCCUUUCAGUCCCACAGAUCUACUGUGGCGAUAUGGACCAACCAUGAGCUUUCCACCCACUUCCCAUCCAUCAUCUGGCUCACUGUUGGAUUUUAAAAACCACUUGCCAUCGAGUCUCGCCUCAGAUCCACGUGUUUGGUCUCGCGAUGAUGUGACAACGUUUCUCCGCUGGGCAGAACGAGAAUUCGAAUUGCCAUCAAUUGACAUGGAUAUGUUCCAAAUGAAUGGCAAAGCCCUCUGUCUUCUCACAAAAUCUGAUUUUGGCGAGAGAUGUCCAGGUGCUGGUGAUGUACUUCACAAUGUCCUUGGUAUGUUGGCACGUGAUUUUAAUCAACUCCAGAGAUGUCUACCCAGUAGUCCAGUGACACCCACACGACCAUCGGCAUAUCCACUGAGUCCACACUCUCAUCCACCAACACCAACGUGGGUUGAGAACCCAUAUGCCGCUAAUUUAGCAUCACUCAUGUCAGCUAAUUCUGUGACACUAUCGCCAGCACCAUCGGUGGACAGUCAAGCUGGGUCACCGGGUCAUACUGAGAAUGGCCAUACGCAGAUUUACAAGAGUGAUUCUGAUGAGGAUAAUCAGCAGGGGAGUACAAGUCCACCAGCAACACCAACAGCACUUACUGCACAGAGGCUCAGUGAAGUUUGUGUUAAGGACCAACCGAGUCCCACUUUAACGUCCCAAUUGAUGCCACUUACGCCUGGGGGCUUUAGGCCUGGCUCUAAUGCACGAGAAUUCUUCCCCAACGACUCACCCGAACCUAAUACAAAUGGAAGACUUUUAUGGGACUUCCUCCAACAACUGUUGAACGACCCCAGCCAGAGAUACACCCAUUACAUCGCCUGGAAGAGCCGAGAAACCGGUGUAUUCAAAAUAGUCGAUCCCCCCGGACUGGCGAGACUCUGGGGAAUCCAGAAGAACCAUUUAUCAAUGAAUUACGAUAAAAUGAGCAGAGCAUUGCGUUAUUACUACAGAGUUAACAUACUGAGGAAAGUCCAGGGAGAACGUCAUUGCUAUCAGUUUCUUCGCAAUCCAACUGAACUGAAGAAUAUCAAGAAUAUAUCCCUUCUUCGUCAGCAAAUGAGAAUAAAAUCCGAGCCCGAUGAGGAUAACUCGAUAUCAAAUGGCAUAGAGCCGGAAGUUGACAUGCCAACUGAUCUCUCAAUGUCAAGUAUGAAUCAACCCUCGUGUGAACAGUCACAUGUACAACCUCUACCACUUCUCGAUCCACCAGCGAAAUAUCGUAGCCACGCUUACAAUCUCGUUAAAACUAAUCAAGAGCCGGAAGAGAGGAAGUGACGUGAGACUUAACAGCGACUAGAAAUAAAACGAUUUAACUCUCACUGUUGCUUGACAAUCGUCGCUGUUACGUUCAAGUUGAUAUUUUGGUACGUUUUGGGAAGAGUGGGGCUGAAGAGAUACUUUUGACGUUGUUUUCAGUGUUGAGAGAGUUUUACUAGAAUUUUACACGCUAUUUUUCGACAGCAGUUUGAUUAUGUAGAUCAAUUUAUCUUUGACUUUUAAAAAUUAGAUAUGCGAUUUUUGGUGUAAUACAAAAAUCAACAUUAAAAAUCUGCAACACAUUUCGGUUGAAAGAGUUUUUCAAUCUGAUCACAAACUCUUGAGAACCAAAUUAUUACUAAACUGCAAAAAAUCGAGAGAACUUUCAUUGUGAUAAAAGAUGAUAAUUUAAUUUUUUUAUUAUUAGUUAUGAAAAAAUGAGAACAUUGUUGCAAAAAACUUCCAUUAUCUAUUUAUCGAAGAUAAAUCUUUGCUAUGAAUCAGCAUUUUGCAAAGUUUUAUUCACUUACAUUUUUUAAGAAAAAAACUGUCAUUAUUGGCUAAUUUUUUUAAUUUUUAUUGUUUUAAUUAUCAAAUAUUUAAUGAAAGAGUUCUGAAGUUUUAAACAAUUAUGCAUACGUACUACAUUCUUACGAUAAUUAUGAUCUACAUAAUCAGAUUCCUAAAGAAAUAUCGCGAAGAAAGUAAUAUGACAAACAUUUUUUGUUGAAAAUCGAAACAUUUUUGCCUGGAAUAAUCCACACAUGACCAUUUUACCUAACUUGUCCCUAUAACGUACGAAAUGUUACGUAGGUGGGUCGCAUUUAAUUAAUUAUUCUCUCUCUGACACCCAAUCACGAAGAAUUUAAUUUGGGUUCAUUUGGAAGCUCAAGGAGAGUUUGUCAACGAAAUGAGCAUUGAUGAACGUUCAUGACGUUUUAAAUUCGCGUCUUGUGGAUCUCGAUGGAAAUUCAUAUCGAGAUAAGACUGAUCCAUAGAACCGAAAAUGUUGAAGCAUCUCUUGAGCGCUGGAAAGAAAACAGAUUUUUCUUCACAGGAUAAGGAUUCGAAGGUGAAGGAGGAAGAGAUUCAGGGGAAAAUGUCAACCGGGAAAAUGUUUCUUCUCAAGAAUUCCUCGGUACAUCACCUCUGAAUUAAAAAAACAACCCAAUGAUCUGGUUUAGUCUACGUUCCGCAAUACCGUAUGAGAUUCCAGUUGGAUUUUCCACAAUUAUUAUCCAACCCGUGAUAUUUUAUCGAUUUUCCAUGAAUUAGUUUUGAAAUA